AUGGAAAAAGUGUCCAUCGAAACACAGAACCCGCUCCGGCAAAAUGCUCCAAGCCCAGUAAACGCCAGCACCUACAAAGAGGUCGCAGCGUCACCUCGUUCAAACAUCGAACACAGCAUAAAAGAGGACUGCACCCUGGAAGUCAAUGACCGGGACUGCACACUAGAGUUCAGCGACCGAGCCUGCAACCUGGAACUCAAUCAAUAUGCCGGCGACAGACACACAGAGAAGCAGGUUGAGGCCGGAGUCGGAGCUGCAGACGGAAACCAAGCAGAGGCGAGUGGACGACGGUCCACAGAAGACGGGAAACAAGAUCAGGAUCCGGAGUCACAAUCUGUGACAGGAACGGUCAGGCGUCAUAGGUCUCGUCGGCGGGAGUGGAUUAUCGCUGGUUCUGUUUUUGGGGUUGUUAUUCUUCUUGUCGUUAUUAUUGUUCCUUCUGUGAUAUUUGGGACUCGUCAUUAUAGGCCGCAGUAUGAGCCGCCUAAGAAUCCGUAUGUUGUAUGA
Molecule: messenger RNA, 507 nt
Organism: Penicillium robsamsonii
Lineage: Eukaryota; Fungi; Ascomycota; Eurotiomycetes; Eurotiales; Aspergillaceae
Exons: 1
Coding region: 1-507 (168 amino acids)
Source: RefSeq, a predicted model, not a curated record